CUCACACCCGGCGGUGCAGUGUAGCUGCGCACGCACACAGCAGAGAGGACCGCGUACAACUAGUCGAAUCUCGGCCAAACACACAAAUAGAGAGAUGUCAGAGUCUGCAGGCCGCAGUUCCUCGGUCUCCUCCAUCUCUUCUAUCUCUCUGGUGGAGAUCAAGGCUGAGACUCAUCUCGUCCUGCAAGCUUUCCUCCAUCGGACCCUUUCCAUCCCCCUGAAAGAGAGGCCCGGCACAAUAGGAGGGGUCUACAAAGAUCACAGCAAGUACAGCUCCAAGCCUCAACCAAAAGCAAAGGAUGGGAGGGAUUCUCCAGCUGUAGAUGUCUAUUCAGCAGACGAGAAGAAGACUGGAUUCAAGGACUUUAUUAAGCAGCUGCCUCGUAAUAACACCAUACGCCGUCCCGCCAAAGACCCUAAAGGCUCAUUGGACAGGGACAGUAGGGCAAAACCCAUCAGAGACCUAUCAGAAGAUGAUGUCAUAUCCCCUUCCUCUACAUCCGAAGAAGAUGACAGCGAGAAGAAACAGCCGAAGAAGCUGAACCAGAAGAAGAUAAAAAGAAAGCUCUCCAGAUUCUUCAGGUUAAAGUUAGAGAAAGACAAAGACAAAGAGGGGCAUGGAACUCCUCCUCUGAGGCCUUCCACGUUGUCACUUGACAAAGACCUAGAGCCUGCACCGGCAAUCAUGUCUCCCAACCACCCUCCUGAGUUCUAUAAUGAAGUCGCAGAGAAGCUGGAAAAGAUUGCCCAGCGGUCCACCAGUAUAAAGAGACAGAGUCCCACAGCCCAGCCUCCACCAGUGGUGUGUGAGAAAGAAUCCGUGGUGCAGCAGCUCUCUCAGGUGCUGUCGUUGGAGGGAGAUUCUAUGAACACUAAGAUCCAGUCGGACCCCUUCCUACGCUCCAGCUUGGCUCGUCUCUCCUAUGCAUCAUUUGCCAAGCUUCUAGACACUUUCAGCGGCAGUCAGGUAUCAGGGGCAGCAGCCCUGCCGCCAACUGCUAGUCCAACGCUACGACGCAUGGCUGUCACCAUGGAGGUAUCACGCCGGAUAGUGACAGCCACAGGAGCCCAGCGCAUGCAAGGAUAUGCAGAGUGCUACAUGGAGACCUUUGCCCCCUGGGUCAAGAGCCAAGGAGGAUGGGAGAAUGUGGUAUAUUUGGAGGAGCCUGCAGAGUGCGACUGAGUUCUCAGAGCUCCCAGGCUGGUCAACACUGAGCUUUGGAUGAUGACAUCAAAAUGAAGAGAGGAGGAUGGACCUUACUCUGCUUUUCCACACUCUCAUCUGGACUGUGACAAGGUUCCAGAAGCCUCUUUGAUUUAUGCUCAUCUGGGAUCUGGUCAUCAGAAAGUAUGUUCACGAGGGGUUACUGUUUUGACAUGGUCAGAAUAAGAAGCUAUUUGUUAUAUUGAUCAGUGUGGAUUAUUUUAUCAAAAGGCCAGUCACUCACUUUAGCAGGAUGUAAUUAGUAAUGAGUUCUGAUGGGUGGUUUACAUUUAAGCCUCUCUAACACACUUUUCAGUAACAUUAACACAACAAACACUACCAUGUUCAUUUUUAUUUUAUUGUUGUUGUUUGUUAAAGGAGCAAUCUCAACCAUUUGAUUAAAAGACUAUCACUGUCAAAUUCAUUGACAGCUCUUUUGGUACAGAUUCAAGACUUAAACACUGAAUCUACGGGUAUUUCUAUUGUUUACAUCAUUCAUGUUUAAACAUAAUUAAAGUGAACAACAAUGUGAAAAUUGGUUUAAAAAAACAGAUUAUGCUUUUAUGUAAUAUUAUGUUUUAUAUAUAUUUUAUAUCUGCACAGUUGGCACAAAGGACGAGGUACAGUGUAUUUUCAUUGUGUGAGGGGCAGCGAUGUGAUGUGAUUUCCCUGCAUCGCUGGAUCCCACUAGUGGUGAAGGAAACUGUUCUUUUGCUAUUUAAGUAUUUUAUUUUUAAUUAUAUUUUUAUUCGCAGUUUUACUUUGACAUCAGAGGAAAAAGUGUCAAUGCAGGAUCUAUUUAUUAACAAUAAUCUCUAAGAAGGAGUGGGGCUUGCAGAGAAAUGAGGGUGGCAGGUGUGAAGAACAGAAACAACCCCCACCCAUUUGUAAGGACAAAUAUUUAUUUAAUUCACACAUGUUUUAAAAUCAUGUGUAUACUUCUUGGGUUUUUUUCUUCUAUUUUUAUAAGCAUCUUCAAAUGACUCUCAUGUGACACUUUACUGCCUGAAGAUACAUCUUGAGUUUCCACACACAGACUACAUGACAGGGCCUGUUUUCUACAUUUUAGUCUGGAACAUCACUGGCAUUGAUUCAGCUUGGUCAAAUAUGAACCACGAUUACAGGUGGACAUGACUCGCCAUAUGUCUGACUAUUUAAACAAGGUGUUAAAGAUAAAAAAUUAAGCAUUCUCUAACUGCAUGCUUCAUGUCUCUCCUCACAUGUAUUUAGACGCUACUUUUGGUCGAUGGUUUAGGAGUAUUUAGAGGCAGCAGUAUGUACACUUACAGUACACUUUUCAGGCUGUGUCUACAAGGUUGUCAUUUUGAUUGGUUGCUAAUCAAGAGAUUCUAUACAGAGCUGGUCAGAGGCAGAGAUCCUUUGCUCUAAUUAGAAAAGUCACUGAGUUGGCAAAAUGAAACUGCAAUAAAACACAUUAGUGAAGAUUGCCAUAUGAUUCAAACAGUCUCCAUAAUACUAAUGGUAUAUGAUCUCACUGUUUUGCUCUAACACAACUUGUUACAAUACAUGCAGCAAUAAAGUAUUAAUAUAAAAAUAUUGCUGUGAUGAUUCGAUGAAAUAGAUUAAAAUGAAAGCACUGUAAAGUCACUGUACUUCACUGCAUGAUCAAAGUGCUCAUAUGGUAUAGGAAUAAUAUUCAAGGCUUAAAAUGAAUAACAAGUGAGCUAAGUGCUAUGUAUAAAUGUUUUUAUUUUAGUUUAGUUUUUUCUUCUCCACCUCCAACAUUUUUCUUGCAGUCCUACUAAGUAACAUGAUGCAUCUUUUGUUGUUUCAUGACACAAAAAUAUUCCUAUACGAGACAAAAUUCUAAAAUGAGCAACACUGGAAUAAAAAUAGUGUAAAAUA
Messenger RNA from Cottoperca gobio, 3070 nucleotides. RefSeq names its product BCL2 like 12 (gene bcl2l12). The record is from RefSeq and is a predicted model, not a curated record. Lineage: Eukaryota; Metazoa; Chordata; Actinopteri; Perciformes; Bovichtidae. Gene Ontology annotation, biological process: regulation of extrinsic apoptotic signaling pathway. The transcript is spliced from 8 exons. Bases 95 to 1183 code for a protein of 362 amino acids.